This is a messenger RNA of Scomber scombrus (Atlantic mackerel), 777 nucleotides long. Its product is annotated as homeobox protein vent1-like. The coding region runs from base 1 to 777 and encodes 258 amino acids. Lineage: Eukaryota; Metazoa; Chordata; Actinopteri; Scombriformes; Scombridae. Gene Ontology annotation, molecular function: DNA binding. The transcript has 3 exons. The record is from RefSeq and is a predicted model, not a curated record.
AUGGUCAAAUACUUUUCUGUAGACUGGCUGGCUCAGAGCCACCACAACACCGAGCCAAGAGAAGAUCACGGAGAUGUCACGGAUACUGCGCCCACCUGCAGGCCACAUAUUCCAUGCAUGGUGCAGCCACGACCUCCGACUUAUGGCAAGGGUUACCUGCAGCCCAAACCCAGAUCAUCCAAGCCCACUGAGCACAUGGAUCAAAUGGAGAACAGCACGCAUCAGGACUCCAGCCUGUGCUCACCUUUGCAUCCAACAAACUGCUCUUCACCAAUUUCAGAAAUCAGCGGCUACUCCUCCGGGUAUGAGAGCGAAGCGGCUUCCUCUGAGUGUCUUUCUGUGGAUGAGGGAAGCGAGGUGGAGAGAGAGGGAUCACAGCGGCGUGUGCGCACUAAGUUUACCGCCGAGCAGAUCAGCAAACUGGAAAAGAUCUUCAGCAAGAACAAAUACCUGGAUGCUGGAGAGAGAAUGAAGACAGCGCAGAAGCUGAACCUCUCAGAAACUCAGGUGAGGACCUGGUUUCAGAACAGAAGGAUGAAGCUGAAACGGGAGGUGCAAGACUAUCUCGCUCCACAAGUGCCACAGGUGAUGUUCCAGCAUAUGUCCCCGGCUCAGUACCACGGCAUGGCUGGACAGCGACCCCAGUAUUCCUCGUCGGGCCCAGCCUUUUACCCUCUCCCUAUCCCGCAGCUGGUCCUCCACCAGCAGCACCACCAGCAGCAGAUGCCUCCUCACGACCAGCAACGCGUCAUGAUCCACAACCCACAUUUCUAUUGA